Stegodyphus dumicola is the source of this 1438-nucleotide messenger RNA. Its product is annotated as tyrosine-protein phosphatase non-receptor type 5-like. Gene Ontology annotation, cellular component: cell junction; plasma membrane; cytosol. The record is from RefSeq and is a predicted model, not a curated record. Gene Ontology annotation, biological process: protein dephosphorylation; signal transduction. Lineage: Eukaryota; Metazoa; Arthropoda; Arachnida; Araneae; Eresidae. Gene Ontology annotation, molecular function: protein tyrosine phosphatase activity; protein kinase binding.
GGUCAUAUAGGUAAGAAUGAGAAGAAGACUUUUGAAUUGGAUUUGUUGAGUAUUGUUUACUGCAUAUAAUUCGCAAAUGCAUAUUUAAAAAGGACCCGAUUGUUGAAUCUUUGUUAUGGUGAACUUUCUGGACUUAAAGUUCUUUUGCAGGAAUCAUAAUGUAUAAUGUACAUCUUUGGAACUAGUGCACAUACUAUUAGUACCUGUUAAGAUGUUCACUGUUGCGUUUGUGUUUAUAAGCUUGUUUUGCAAGUUGUCUGUUUUAUCAGAAUCAACACCAAAGAGCACAGCCGAUGAAGUUCUGGAGAGUAUUAUCAGAGAAUCCCAUUUAGGCAAAGAUUUGAAAAUUUUUCACUUUGCAAGUAAUUAUUAUCCUGAAAUAUUAAAUCAUGAACAAAAAGAGCAGCCUGUUUCAUCUCUGGUUACUGACAAGUUAAUUCCUGAUCAUAACAAAGUUAUAUUUACUAUUAGAGUGAAGGAACCAUUAUCCAAUAUGGAAGUUAUUCGCCGAUUAUGCAAAGCAGUUGCAGACCAUCUUAAUUCAUCACUUGACAGCAUAAAAGUCUCAAAAUAUGAGCCUUCUACUGGAAUAGUAAAAAUGUUCUUCUUACAUACUUCAAAAAAGAUAAAUGAAACAGACAUAUUAGAGUUAAAACCAGCAUCUGAAGUUUUCAGCCAUUUGAUUCAAAAAAGACUUAGGAAUGCUGGGCACUCUAUAAAGAUCUUAGAUAUGAAAAAUGGCAUGGAAGCACCUUUAGAGUAUUCAGGUGGUAGAAAAAUCAAUGUCCAGAGUAUAUUUAGUGAUAAAAACUUGGAAGCAUGGCAGUUAGCUGUUAUAAUUGCAGCAAGUUUAUUUGCCCUUUUUUGUGUUUUUCUAAUUAUUCUAUUUCUUAGUUCUCAACGUAUUACCAAAGAUAAAGUCGGUCCAGUAGAGGAGCCACGUCAUGUUGUUGUUCAGCCAAUUAUAAGACCAGCUGUAGCUGGAGUUGGUAUUAUCCAGCCAGAAAAUAGGGAUCGUCAUAUUGCUGAAACGGAUUCAGAACACACACCAAGCCCAUCCCGCAGUCCUAUGAGAAUGAAGGGCAAAGGCUUGCUUGAAAGACGUGGAUCAAAUGCUUCUCUUACUCUGGACUUGAAUCGCUCUCAAGAAAAUAUCCAUUGUGGUACACCUCCAAAAGAAUGCUCAGCUGAAGAAUAUCUCCAGUCUGCUGGGAAAAGAAUGACUCGCCAUCAGCUUCGCUUGGUGUUAAAAGAUGUUAAAGCCCUUCACACAGAAUUUUGGGAAAUUCCAAUGAAUCAUCCCGAGAAAGUUGUAGUUGCAGGUUCUGGUACAAAAAAUAGAUAUAAAACUAUUCUACCGAAUGAAUCAACAAGGGUUCAUCUUUAUGAAAAAAAUGGAGAUCCUCUUUCUUCAUACAUUAAUGCAAAUUAUAUUCGA